UCAUGAGUCCAAAGGAAUGUCACAUUGAAGAAAAUGUCAGAUUUGACUGGACCAAACACAUACACACACGAGCAAUACACAAGGCCAGCUGACAAUAACAUAACCAAUGAGCUUCUUUCAUUCCUGUCCCGCAUAAAGCCUCACAUGUACACACAUCCUUGCCAGCCCGCUAUUAUGACACUAAAUGUUGAUACAGGCAAUUGCUGAUACGUCCAACCGUGCCAUAAGGUGUUAAGGCCAAAUGUGUUUUAUUGUUUGUGUGUGCAUGGUUUUCCUUCCUCAACCAGUUCGUCCACAUUAAACGGGGAAGCAGUCUUACGUGGGUGUGGUGUGAGGAAAUUCAAAAGCCUUGCACACCCUGAUUCUUUGGUUAGCGACAAGCAGACCAGCUACAAGACCAGUGAGUGCCACCAGGAUACGAUCGACAUACCUUAAGCCCAUUCGGAUGCCUGAGACGACCCGUGCAAAAUAAGGAUGUCCUUAAACACUUUUCUGGACGGCGAUCAGUUCACAUGUUCCAUCUGCUUGGACAUCUUCAAUAACCCGUCUUCCACGCCAUGCGGUCACAGCUUCUGUGUCACCUGCAUCAACCAGUACUGGGACGGGGCCAAGGAAUGUCAAUGUCCUCUGUGCAAAAGGACCUUCCAGAAGCGUCCGGACCUCCAGAUCAACAGGACGCUGCGUGAGAUCACAGAGCAGUACAGAUCCAUGUCUGCAGGGCAUGGGGCGUUGGCGAAGGAUAAGAAAGUACGUGUACAAGAUGGCGCUAUGCCCAGCGAUUUAAUAAAUGAACUGACCAAAAGGCUUCCACGUGUUCCGCCCAAAACGUACCUGAACAGCAGGGAACUAGUCACAACUCCGAUGGCGUCUUCCGUCCCUAACCAAAGUCCGAUCUCUGUGGCAAGCGGAGCCAGUGAAGAGCUUCCAGCCAUUGCUUUACCGUCCCAGUUGUUUGGCCGAAGAAGGUUCACCAUGAGUGGGGUAGCCAGCAGCGCAAACAUUCCCAUCUGCCAGAUCCACCAGAGGGGCAUCAUGAUCAUCUGUCUGACCGACGGGGAGUACAUCUGUCCCGACUGUGAGGCUGAGGAGCAUUCCAGUCACGACACGGUGAAGGUGGAAGAUGUGUGGAUAGAAAAGCAGGCCCAGCUGAAGGAGACGGAACAGAAGAUCCAGGAGAUGAUCCAACAAAGACUCCAGAAGAUUGAAGAGGUCCGAAUAUCAGUAGCAAACAUGAAGCUAGCAGUGGAGCAGGAGACGGCCAGCAGUGUGUGCAUAUUCUCUGAGCUGGUGGCAGCCAUCGAACGCUCGCAAGCGGAUCUAAUUGACUCCAUGGAGGUCAACCGGAAGACCUCUGAGCAACUGGCAGACACCAUGGUACAGCAGCUGGAGCAGGAAGUGAAGGAACUCCAACAGCGGGAAAGAGCGGUUGCCAAACUGUCAACUUCUGACGACUACGUACAAGGAAUUAAGAGUUUCCCUGGGAUCUGCAGCAUUCCACCCACCAAAGACUGGUCUGGCGUGUCUGUGGCGUCUGACCUGGGCACAAGCGCCAUCUACAAGUCGCUGGCGGCUCAGGUGGACAAGUUCCAGGAGCGGCUAAGGAGCGUAACCGAGACAGGUUUUAUUGCCUCAUUGCUGGAAGCCAGUCCAACACGUCCUCAGCCCAGGAUGAGGAGGGUCCAGGAGUAUUCAACUGAUGUGACACUGGACAGCAACACAGCCCACCCCAGAUUGAUCCUGUCAGACAGCAUGAAGAGUGUAAGGUGCGGCGACCGGUACCAGCUGGUUCCGGACAACACAGACAGGUUUGACAGGGUGGUAUGUGUCCUGGGGAGGGAGGCCAUCAGCUCUGGGCGACACUACUGGGAGGUGCUUGUGGGCGGCAAGACUGACUGGGACCUGGGGGUCGCUAGACAAUCCAGCAACAGGAAGGGCAAGAUUGAUGUCACGCCAAGUAACGGAUACUGGUUCCUCAGCUUGAGAGACAAGAACAAGUACGCCUUCCGCACAGAGCCCUCCACGGACGUCCACCUGAACCUUCGGCCAAACAAGAUUGGAAUAUUUGUCGACUAUGAGAGAGGACAGGUUUCCUUCUACAACGUGGACGCUAAAAUCCACAUCUACACCUUCAACGACAACUUCACAGAGUGUAUCUUGCCCUUCUUCAGCCCGUGCACCAACAAGUCGGGAAAGAACGAUGGACCGCUUGUCAUCACGCCGGUCGACAAGUCGGACUGACCAAUUGUUUCUUCCUUUUAUUUCAUAUUCCUAUUUUAUCACUGUCCUGACAUUGUUAGGGUUUGAGAGGGCUGAUUUGCUCGUUAAAAAAACUUUUUUUUUUACACAAACAAGUUUUCGACUAUCAACAUUUUGAUGGUUACUGUGGAUGUGAAAAUGUACAUACCUCUGCUACUGGAUAAGUGUAAAUAAGUUUUUAGCUGUAGAGGAAUGAUGCAUGUAUUGUUGAUUGAGCUUAAUGUUAACUUUUUAAAAAGUGCAAAUUUUGUCACAUUUUGUUUUAUGAAAUGAUUCACAACAUAUUCCUAUCUGACAUCUUGCUUGUUAAACGUUCUCCAAUUGAAGCACAUUUUAAUGGUCUUUACCCAAGAUAGGUUUUGUUAUGCUUUUAACUGACGUUCUUGCGGUUUUCUGGGUGUCCAGCAUGUGUCACAUAGCAGUUACCAUAGCAACGGCACUUUCUUCUUUGAAAAAAAAAAAGUUUAUCAUUCAGGUCAAUAGUUCAAAAAGUGAUUUUAUUUGUAAACAUAGAUUAUUAAAUAAUUUG
Nerophis lumbriciformis (worm pipefish) is the source of this 2785-nucleotide messenger RNA. RefSeq names its product E3 ubiquitin-protein ligase TRIM39. Gene Ontology annotation, molecular function: protein binding; zinc ion binding. The record is from RefSeq and is a predicted model, not a curated record. Lineage: Eukaryota; Metazoa; Chordata; Actinopteri; Syngnathiformes; Syngnathidae.